AUUGAGACACAAGGAAAUGAAAUGUUGGUUCAAAUUGAAAGCGAAUUAAAGUCAUUAACCAAUUGUUUUGACCAAAAGCUCAACGAAUCAGUGAUUUGUGAUACAAGGCCUCAAUGUUCCUGCAAUUCAGCUAAUGUCAUCAAAGAGAAAGAGUCAGAAAUCAGUCGAUUAAACAGAAUUUUGCGCGAUUCUGAUAUGUCUCAGUCCUCAUCAGCCAUUGGCCGCAUUGAAAGGGUAUCUGUUUUAGGUUGUGAAGUCGGAGAUAUUGUACUCAUCUAUUAUGAAGAAAAGUUCAAUAACUAUAUUGUCUUCACUCUUAAUAAUGUCCUCCAUUUCGUACACACCGACUGUUUGGAUGCGCUCUCUUUGAAAUCAGUUACAGGAGAGGCCCAUCAGCGGUGGACUAUAGCCGAGGUGACUGAUAAGGAGUACUGUCAGGCAAAAAAAGCACAAAACAGGUAUAGAGUGGCGCUAAACACCAAAUUCUAUAGAGUGAAAGCCAAACCGUGGAACCGAUUCACGCAUUUAAUGACCCGAUCCGUUGAUAGCAGAUCCACUUUAUCGACAACUGUUGCCACCAGCGCUCCAAUGAGUGUUUCACUAAUGUCUGCAUCCGUCUCACCAAUCGAUAUCACUCCACAAAGUCCUCAAUUG
Messenger RNA from Medioppia subpectinata, 654 nucleotides. The record is from the annotation of a GenBank genome assembly. Lineage: Eukaryota; Metazoa; Arthropoda; Arachnida; Sarcoptiformes; Oppiidae.